AUGUUCACUCAGAAUUACCAGCACAUCCUGGCCUUGGUAUUUGCUGUGAAGGAACUCAAUGGGAAUCCUCAAAUCUUACCCAAUGUCAGUUUGGGCUUCCACAUCUUAAACAGCUAUUUUUUGGCAAGGGGGACCUUUCUUGCCUCAAUGGAACUUCUAUCCACCCAGGACAAGUUCACCCCAAACUACAAAUGUGAUAUUCAGAAUAGGAUUGUGGGAGUCAUUGGGGGACCUACUUCUGAAGUCUGUCUCCACAUGACAAACAUCUUGAGCACCUACAAGAUUCCACAGAUUUUAUAUGGGUCUUCUUCAAUAAUAAAAGACAAAACCAAAGAAGAUUUUUUUCACAAGAUGUUUCCCAAUGAGACCCAUCACUAUUGGGGCAUUCUUGAGUUGCUACUGCAUUUCAGGUGGAUCUGGAUUGGCGUGAUUAUUUCUGAUGAUGACAAUGGAGAUGGGUUUGUACAGUAUGUACUUCCCUUAUAUUCUCAGAAGGGUAUUUGUGUGGAAUUCUUAGAAACAAUACCCAAAAUAACCUUUUCAAGUAAUAUUGCUGAAAGUGCAACAGAAUGGUUUGCAACUUCACGUAUUGUCACAGGAAGUACUGCCAAUACUGUUGUCAUUCAAGGUGAAAUACAUACUGUUAGUGUCUUAAGAACAAUUUUCCAAUUCUCACAAUUUUAUGAUAUAAGAAUUAAAAGCCGAGUGUGGAUUAUGACAGCCCAGAUGGAUUUUGCAUCUCCUGGUUUUCUAAGAGAUUGUGAAAUACAUUUCCUCCAUGGAGCUCUGUCAUUUGCUGUUCAUACAAAUUUCCCUAUUGGGUUCCAGAAAUUUCUGAAGGAAAGAAACCCAUUCUCAGAAAAUAAAGAUGGCUUUAUCCAAAUCUUCUGGAAAAAUGUGUUUAAUUGUGAUUUCUCAAAUUCCUCUCUAGAAGAGAGAGAUGAAGAGAUAUGCACUGGGGAAGAAAGGUUGGAUAGUCUACCUGGAACACUGUUUGACACAAGCAUGUCUGGUCACAGUUAUAGUAUCUACAAUGCAGUUUACAUUAUGGCAUAUGCUUUGUAUGCCAUAACUUCAUCCAAGUCAAAAGAGAGGGCAAAGAUAACAAACAUGAGACAAGAAUAUCUACUUGAAAAAGCCUGGCAGAAAAGACCUCAUUCCCUAUGUAAUGACAAUUGUCAAUCUGGUUCUAGUAGGGUCAAAAUAGAAGGAAAGCCAUUUUGCUGCUAUGAGUGCCUUCCAUGCCCAGAAGGAAAGAUUACAAGUCAGAAUGAUAUGGAUGAUUGUUUGCCAUGCCCAGAAGGACAGUAUCCAAACAAUAACCAUGACUCAUGUCUUCCAAAACAUACAGUUUUCUUGUCUUAUGAAGAUCCAUUAGGAAUCAGUUUGGUCACUGCUGAAAUUGUCUUUGCUUGCAUUGCCACUGUGGUGCUUGGGAUAUUCAUCAAAUACCAGGACACUCCCAUAGUCAAGGCCAACAACCGGAACAUCACGUACCUUCUUCUUGUCUCCCUUUUGCUCUCAUUCCUUUGUAGUUUUUUAUUCAUUGGAAAACCUGAAAAGGUGACCUGCCUUUUGCGACAAAGUGCUUUUGGAGUUGUCUUCUCAGUAGCCAUUUCUUGUAUAUUGGCCAAAACUAUUGUUGUGAUUUUAGUUUUCAUGGCUUCAAUACCAGGUUCAAAGAUGAGAAAAUGGUUGGGCAAACCAUUAGAUAAUUAUGUUGUUGUUUCUUGUUCCCUCAUUCAAGUCACUCUUUGUGCUAUAUGGCUUGUAACCUCACCCCCAUACCCAGAUGCUGAUAUUAACCUAGUGGCUAAUGAAAUCAUCCUGGGAUGUAAUGAAGGCUCUACUCUCAUGUUUUACUGUAUUUUGCUCUACCUGCUUUUCCUUGCCAUUGUUGGUUUCAGUGUGGCUUUCAAAGCACGGCAUUUACCAGACAGUUUUAAUGAGACCAAGUUUAUCUCCUUUAGCCUGUUAUGGUUUUGCAAUGUCUGGUUGUCCUUUUUUCCAACAUAUCUGAGCAUCAAAGGAAAAUACAUGAUGGCUGUGGAGGUCUUUUCUAUUCUUUCUUCCAGUGCAGGGUUACUGGGCUGCAUCUUUUUUCCAAAAUGCUUUGUUAUUCUACUAAGGCCUAAUCUAAAUAAUAAAAAACAGUUAAUGAGAGGCAAGAAGUACAAUUCCAUAGUAGUCUUUCAGUGA
Molecule: messenger RNA, 2199 nt
Organism: Crotalus tigris (Tiger rattlesnake)
Lineage: Eukaryota; Metazoa; Chordata; Lepidosauria; Squamata; Viperidae
Product: vomeronasal type-2 receptor 26-like
Exons: 4
Coding region: 1-2199 (732 amino acids)
Biological process (GO): G protein-coupled receptor signaling pathway
Cellular component (GO): membrane
Molecular function (GO): G protein-coupled receptor activity
Source: RefSeq, a predicted model, not a curated record